This is a messenger RNA of Aspergillus melleus, 999 nucleotides long. Its product is annotated as NAD(P)H-dependent flavin oxidoreductase. NCBI's taxonomy places the organism in Eukaryota, Fungi, Ascomycota, Eurotiomycetes, Eurotiales, Aspergillaceae. The coding region runs from base 1 to 999 and encodes 332 amino acids. Gene Ontology annotation, molecular function: nitronate monooxygenase activity. The transcript is spliced from 4 exons. The record is from RefSeq and is a predicted model, not a curated record.
AUGCCCUUUAACACGGAGUUGACCCGCAAACUGGGCAUCGAAGUCCCCGUCGUACAGGGUGGAAUGCAAUGGGUCGGAUACGCCGAACUCGCCGCGGCCGUCAGUAACGCCGGCGGUCUUGGAAUCCUCACGGCCCUCACGCAACCCACCCCCGAAGACCUCCGCAAAGAGAUCCGCAAGACCCGCGCCAUGACGCCCAAGCCGUUCGCCGUGAACAUCACCCUGCUCCCGGCGCUGGUGCCGCCCGACUACGGCGCCUACGCGCAGGUGGUCAUCGACGAGGGCGUCAAGAUCGUUGAGACGGCUGGCAACAACCCGGGCCCCGUGAUCCAUCAGCUGAAGAAAGCCGGUACGACCAUCCUGCACAAAUGCACGACCAUCCGCCACGCCAAGUCAGCCAUCAAGCUGGGUGUCGACUUCCUCUCCAUCGACGGCUUCGAGUGUGCGGGCCACGUCGGCGAGCACGACAUCACGAACUUCAUCCUCCUCAGCCGUGCUCGCCAGGAGCUCAAGGUCCCGUUCAUCGCGUCGGGCGGGUUUGCGGACGGGCAGGGGCUGGCGGCCGCCUUGGCGCUGGGCGCCGAGGGCAUCAACAUGGGCACGCGGUUCAUGUGCACGGUCGAGGCGCCAAUCCACCAACAGGUAAAGGAGGCGAUCGUCAAGGCCGAGGAGACAGAUACGGCACUGGUGCUGAGACGGUGGAAGAACACGACGCGUCUGUUCGCCAACAAGGUGACGCAGGAGGCGCUGAAGGUCGAGAAGGAGAGCAAAACGGGCGAGUUCACGGAGAUCGCACCGUUUGUGAGCGGGAAGAGAGGUAGGGAGGUGUUUUUGAACGGAGACGUGGAUUUCGGAGUGUGGACAGCCGGUCAGGUCAUCGGACUGAUCCAUGAUAUCCCCACUUGUGCGCAGCUGCUGACGCGCAUCGAGAAAGAAGCCCUGGAGGCGAUGCAGCGCUCUCGGUCGUUGUACACGGCAACUGCGCAAAGUAAGCUGUGA